AUGUCUUGUCAAUCGGAGCCUAGCUUCGAUGCUAUGGUGAGGACAAAUGAAACGCCAAUCUAUAGGGCAUUUCAACCCAGAAGACCCGUCAGAGUUGCUAAUUGUUCAGGUUACUUAUGUGAUCCCGCUUAUAGGAUGUACGAACAGAUUUCACAUGGGAAUGUUGACUUCGUCACCGGUGACUACCUUGCAGAGAUGAAUAUGGCCGAGAAUGCAGAGGCACAUAGAGCUGGAAAUCAUCCAGGAUAUAUCUCAACUGCUCUAGAGGGAUUGUCUCGAUCCCUUGAAUUGCUAGCCGAGAAAAAGACAAAGGUUGUUAUCAACGGAGGAGCUUUGAAUCCCGAAGGCUUAGCAAGAAAAGUUGAUGAACUUGCCAAACAACGCGGAAUUGCUCUUAAAAUUGGCUGGGUCUCUGGGGAUGACCUGAUCUCACAUACCGGAUCGGAUAUAGCCUCCUUACGUGGGGAUUUACCGAAACACAUUGAUUCAUGGAAUCUGGAUCUACAAUUGCCGGCCAAUAUCUUCUCUUUUUUGGAAGAUAGAUCGAUUCCUAUUGUUUUAAGUAAUGCUUAUCUUAGAGCUCAUGCUAUUGUUAAGGGUUUGCGUGAAGGUGCCGAUAUCAUAAUCUGCGGGCGGGUUUCUGACGCGUCUUCUGUCAUUGCCGCUGCAUGGUAUUGGCACUCGUGGUCAGCAACUGAAUACGACUCUCUUGCUGGGUCCUUGAUCCCCAGUCAUCUAAUACAAUGUUCAGCCUAUGUAACUGGAGCCAAACUUUCCGGCUUCACUAAAUACGACCAGGAAAUUUUCAUUAAUCCAGGAUUCCCUAUUGCAGAAAUCGAAGCAGAUGGUUCUUGCACGAUCACUAAACAUGAAAGUACUAGUGGGAUGAUUACUUCUGAUACUGUCGUGGCCCAAUUUCUCUAUGAGAUUCAAGGUAAUCAUUACCUGAAUAGUGAUGUGACUGCCGUCCUUGAUGACAUAUCUGUCUCUCAAAUAUCGGAGAACCGGCGAGUGUCACAAAUUUACCUCCAAUUUGAAGAUUCGUUACUAAUUGUCAAAGUUACCGGUGUUAUUGGUCUUCCGCCACCUCCAACAACCAAAGCAGCAAGAUUUUAUCAUGCCGGAUAUCAAUGCCAAAUUCUAGUAAACGCAACAGGUUAUGGUACCAAACAGAAAUGA
Messenger RNA from Botrytis porri, 1179 nucleotides. RefSeq lists its product as uncharacterized. Bases 1 to 1179 code for a protein of 392 amino acids. The transcript has 5 exons. Lineage: Eukaryota; Fungi; Ascomycota; Leotiomycetes; Helotiales; Sclerotiniaceae. The record is from RefSeq and is a predicted model, not a curated record.